AGAAUACGCCGUCUCAGCGUUUCGACCCACGAGCUGUCUUCUAAGUCUCAUUUACAGUAUAAGCAUAGACAACAACCGUUUGGGGAGUCCUAGUAGCAGUCGGUAUACUGAAGUUGUUACGGUGGGACAUGUCAUUUUAUUCGUGUUCCAGUCAUCCCACUGAUAUCAUCACAUCCAAUGAUCAUUAUACUUAUCAUUUGUGUAUCAGCAUAUCCCAUGAGCAAGCCUUCGGCCUCUUAUUGCGCAUGGCGUAUGAACUAAGAGAGGUCUAACAUAUCAGAACGUGUGGGUAGAAUGACGGCAGGAGGGCCACGAGUCUAUCAUCACUUCUCGCGGCAGAUCAUAAUUGAGGAAUUCCUCGAACUAUCUGAGGUGACAGCACCCCGACUCGGGCUCAUGCAUGUGUUCCAGAUGGUCGAAUUUCAGUCAUACUCAAAAAAUACCGGCUCAUAUCGGGGAACGCAGUGAAACGCGCAAUGAUGUAUAAGAGCAGGCAUCUUUUUGUUCCCCCAGCCCCACAUUACUCUCCUCCGGUGAGGACACUCGUCUGGGCCGAGCAAGAAUCCGAUCCGAUUGUGUAACAACAAGAAACAGUAUGCCGAUUGUCAACGUAGAUACAUUCCUAGGUGCUAAGCUCGAUUACCUGGUGAUCGGCGGAGGGACUUCUGGAUUGGUUGUGGCUGCCCGUCUUUCUGAAGAUCCAAAUGUUGCCGUUGGUGUCUUAGAAGCUGGAAAUGACCACGCGGAUGUCCCAGAAAUCACGAUUCCUGGAAUGAUGGCUCGAGUGAUCCAUAACCCUGAGUUUGACUGGACGUUCUAUUCAGAGCUCCAGAAGUAUGCGAACGAUCGCAAAGUAUUACAAUCUCGCGGUAAAGGCAUCGGAGGCUCCUCCGCAAUCAACUUCCUUGCUAGUGUACGACCAGCCAAAGAGGAGUUGGAUGUUCUUGAACGGCUUGGAAACCCUGGCUGGAACUGGGAAUCCUUGUUGAAGUACAUGAAGAAAAGCGAGCAUCUGCAGAUUCCAAAUAUUACACCAGAUCAAGCAGUUGCGUACGCCGUAGUGCCAGAUCCCAACUUACAUGGCACCAACGGACCGAUUGCGAAGUCCUUCCCGCCCCAUGUGACUGAGAUGCACUCAGCAGUACUCGAUUCUCUCGAGAAAAAUGGUGUCCCUCGCAACGCUGAAAACAGUGGAGGCAACCCAGUCGGAGGUCUGCUCUUCCCGACUUCCGUCGACAGCAGUACUGCAACGCGAUCUCACUCUGGUUCUGCUUAUUUCGCGCCGAAUGCCCAGAGACCCAACUUCCUCGUGCUCACUGGCGCUCAUGCCGCGAAGAUCAUACUCGCGUCAGGUAAGGCCGGUUUGCUUCGUGCGACUGGUGUCGAAUUCAUCAAAGACGGGAAAAGCUACGUCGCCAAUGCCUCGAAGGAGAUAAUUUUAUCUGCUGGAACCUUCCAAUCUCCUCAGCUUCUGGAGUUAUCGGGGAUUGGCGACAAAGAUAUAUUGAAUGUUCAUGGAAUUGAGCCUCGUAUUGACCUGCCUGGUGUAGGCGAGAAUCUUCAGGACCAUUCUCUGGCACCAGCCAUCAUAGAGGUCGACAAGAAGGUUGAGUCGCUUGAGGUCCUGUUUAGCCCAGAAGGACUCGCUAAACAUCAGGAGCUCUACAAACAGCAGAAGGGUAUCCUCGCUGGUAUUCCAUCUUCGCUGUUUGCCUUCUUCCCUGCAAAGGCAUUUGCCGGCACGGAGGAUAUUCAACGCUGGAAGUCGUUGUCCUCCAUCUCAGGCUCACCACCGGAGAUUUUCGAGAAGACUAAGCCAAGCGUCAAAAGAGGUAUUGAGAAGCAAUAUGAGUUGCUUCGAGGUUGGGUCGACGAUCCCGCCCAUCCAAUGGCUUUGUUGCUUAGUCUGAACGGACAUUUCCCAAUUCCAGGCCUUACUAUCGACCACUCAAAACGUUACAUGACCUCCCUCCUCGCUUACACACAUCCGUUCGCUCGUGGAACCGUCCAUAUAAAGUCAACCUCGCCUCUCGAUGCUCCUGCAAUCCAGCAGAACUACCUAUCUAAUCCUGUCGAUCUUGAGGUCCUCACUAAGAUUCUGCAGUUCAUGGACAAGGUCUACGCAACCGAGCCUACUAAGAGUCUAUUCGUGAAGCGUAUUCUCCCUCCUAAAGGUGUCGAAACAGAUGAAGCUCUCAAGGAAUACGUGAAGAGCACUCUCGCCACCGUGCAUCAUCCUGUAGGAACGUGCGCAAUGCUGCCGAGGGAAGAUGGAGGUGUAGUGGAUAGUAAUUUGCUGGUGUAUGGGACGGAGAACCUAAGAGUAAUCGACUGCUCGGUCAUACCAUUGGAAAUUUCCUCAAAUGUACAAACACUUGCCUAUGCUGUUGGAGAGAAGGGAGCUGAUAUUGUCAAAGCCGUGCGCUGAACACCCACACCCUGUAGUACCAAGACGUCAAGACAACUCUGAUGUAUUUGUACUCCUACAUUCGCCAAAGGGCCGCAGCUUGUCUCUCCUUUCUUGCCGGUGUUUGUGCUAUUCUUGUCCUUCGUAAGUAUUCUUUAUAGCGUCCGGGGUGUCCUUCAAGCUCUUGUCUGUCGUGAGAACUAGUAGCCAUCUCCGUCAAAGACCUGGGAGCACGUUUCUGUCUCCUAGAUGCCGAUGUAAGGCAUAGGAACGUUGACCCACAUCUGUCAAGUCGGUCAGCUUCGAUCCGUUGUGAUGUGUCCAGUCAAACCUUCUCUGUCA
Molecule: messenger RNA, 2749 nt
Organism: Somion occarium
Lineage: Eukaryota; Fungi; Basidiomycota; Agaricomycetes; Polyporales; Cerrenaceae
Source: the annotation of a GenBank genome assembly